Molecule: messenger RNA, 1680 nt
Organism: Henningerozyma blattae CBS 6284
Lineage: Eukaryota; Fungi; Ascomycota; Saccharomycetes; Saccharomycetales; Saccharomycetaceae
Gene: VTS1
Product: Vts1p
Exons: 1
Coding region: 1-1680 (559 amino acids)
Biological process (GO): nuclear-transcribed mRNA poly(A) tail shortening
Cellular component (GO): P-body
Molecular function (GO): mRNA binding; protein binding; translation repressor activity
Source: RefSeq, a predicted model, not a curated record
AUGCAUAGUAAUCCAGGUUAUUCCGACGAGCUUCCUGGUAGAACACACUCUCCUUUCAAUAAUAUAGUCCGAAGUGCUCAUCCUGGAGCAGUUCUUCUCUCCUCUCCAACUUCUAGUAUUAAGUUAUCAGGCAUGAAUUCUGGUUUAUCUGACGAAAUACCUACUUCACUUUCUAACAAUAGCAUUUUCCAAUCUCUUGAUAGCAAUGGUAGUAAUUUAUCACAUCAACAAUCGCACAAUAAUAAUGACAUUAAUAUUACCCAACCUUGCAACAACAAUACUAAUUCUCUUUCGUUCGAUCAUAACUUAAUCUCAUCGCCUUUAAUAUCAGGCACCAUACAGCAUUCACUUAUACAUUCGCCAAACCCAUUAAAUCUUCAGCAUUCAGCAUCGUCAUCUACAAUAUUUUUAGAUACUUUAUCAUCUAAUAGUAAUACCAAUCUUAAUAACUCUUCCAUAAAUCAUGGGAAUAACAUUAACACGAAUAUUAAUUCAAAUACCAACGUGUGUCUUCACCCACAUCAUCAUAACAACAACAACAACAACAACAACAACAACAACAACAACAAUAAUACAUGUAAUACUAAUGCAGGAAUACUUCUUCAUCAGAAUCUCGGUUCUACCAAAAACAAUAACAGCACUAAUAAUAAUAGUAAUAACAAUACUACUAAUAACCUUAAUAAUAUGCAAAAUAAUAUUCCAAAUAUGUUAGCAUCACCUACUCCUCAACAUCACAUGGUUAAUUUUACUCAAAAAUUAAAUCGAUUAUGUAGUUGGAUGUCGACUUUAACUUCAAUUGAACAAAAUAAUGUCAUUGAUACCUUAUUAACCACAUUAAAUGAUGACGUAUUGAAUUCUACAAAAUUGAAGAUUGAUAGUUUAAUAAAUAGUGGUUAUUUGACAAAUUCACCAAAUGUUCCACAUUCCAUUGGUGUAUCUGCAUCAAAUACAUAUGCUUAUCCUGCUUCACUAUUAGAUUCUGUAAUUAGUUAUGAUACAGAUUCUAAUAUGGUUUAUCCAUUACCUCCUUGGUCUCCACAACCUUCAAAUUCAAAUUUAAACAUAUAUUCUGACAUUAGACCUAGGUCAGUAGAUCCAAGAAUGGUAAGAGAUUCCACUUCACAAAGUUAUCAUAUGGCCUCAACUCAAAAUACUAUUACCAAUCAAAAUAAUAGUAAUAAUAAUUCAUCAAACAAUAAUAUAAAACCUUCAGGAUCAUCAUCUAAUCUCAUAACAUCAUCUACUUCUAUAACAUUAACAAAUGCCAAUAAUAUACAUUUAAAUGUACGAUCUCCACAACAACAAUUACAUCAAAUAACUCAACAAAGUAUAGUAUCAUCUUCACCUAAUUCAAACCUAAAUGCAGUGAUACCUAUCAGUAAUCCCAAAACAUCUAUCGCCACACCAACCACUGGUUCUAAUUCGAUGAAUCCUCAAGUUUUAACUGAUCCUAAAUUAUUAACAAAUAUACCAUUAUGGUUAAAGGCAUUAAGGUUACACAAAUAUUCAGAGGCUUUAAAGGGAAAAACAUGGGUGGAAUUGAUUUACUUGGAUGAAACAAUGCUAGAAACAUUAGGAGUGACUGCAUUAGGUGCAAGAAGAAAAUUAAUAAAGGCAUUUAGUAUUGUAAAAGGAUAUCAUGAAUGUGGGCAAAUUGAUAAAACUGCUUAUAUAACUUGA